Messenger RNA from Pocillopora damicornis (cauliflower coral), 4230 nucleotides. RefSeq names its product putative pyridoxal-dependent decarboxylase domain-containing protein 2. Gene Ontology annotation, biological process: carboxylic acid metabolic process. Lineage: Eukaryota; Metazoa; Cnidaria; Anthozoa; Scleractinia; Pocilloporidae. The record is from RefSeq and is a predicted model, not a curated record. Gene Ontology annotation, cellular component: intracellular membrane-bounded organelle. Gene Ontology annotation, molecular function: pyridoxal phosphate binding; carbon-carbon lyase activity.
UUGGGAAAAUCAAUAUGGCGGAAGACAGUACACCGGUAUCGAGUGAACAAAAACGACCUGUUGACGACGAUAUGAGAAAGCUUUCAGAAGAUGGAAAAUUGGAACAGAAAGAAUACCUGGAAACAUACAAUGUUGUUCUUAGUUGUGUCAAGUCCUUGUUUGAUUUGAGUCGGGACAACGAGCACAAAGAGGAGAGUCUGUCUGAGGAUGUGGAGGAACCACAAUCGAAAACAGAACUGAGCAAAGUGCUGUCUCAAAUCUGUGGUCUAGUGAAUCAUGAAAAGCCACAAACACAGUUCACCUGUGUACCAGAUCAUUACACUCACAUCAACAUCAUUGGAAAGACCCUAUCAUUAUAUUUAUCCUUGUUGGAUGAAGCUUGUGUAAAUAAAUUGUCUGCAUGUAUCAAGUCUGACUGCUCGCAUUGGCUAUCUAAGCUAUUUGGGUAUGAAAAUGCUCUGUGUUGCUUUCAUGAACACCAGUGGGAUGGGUUGGUACGAGUUUGCAGAUUGGCUUUAAGAUUGAAAUACCCUAAAUUUGGAACAGAAGGAUUUACAGCUCUGUAUACCAGGCCCCCUGUGGUGUACAUCAGUUCAUCUGCUUGCAACUCAUUAGGACAUUAUUUGUGUACACAGCUGGGAUUACCUCAAUCCAGUGUCUGUAAAGUGCCAUGUAACACAGUAUUUGGUUCAACACAUACUAUGGACAUUGCUGCCUUUGAGAGGCUCUUCAAUGAUGAUGUUUCAUGCGGCAAGACACCACUGCUUCUUAUUGCUUAUGCAGGAACCCCAUUGGCUGGACAUACUGAUAAUCUCAGUAGAUUAAGAGAACUUUGCACACAGAAUGGUCUCUGGCUUCAUCUUGAAGGGGACACCCUGGCAACUUUGUGCCUUGAAACAGUUCCUGCUUCCUUAAAGAGUGCCCCUGCCUGUGACAGCAUGAGCCUAAAUAUCAGCAAAUGGUUUGCAUUGCCCAGUGCACCUUAUUGUACAUUCUACAGAGCGAAAGAUCUUGUUUUGGCAGAGGCCUCAGGACUCAGUCAAAGCCACACACCUGACAGACUUUCUGUCCUUCCUCUUUGGAUUAGUAUUCAGACUAUCGGUUUAGAUAAAAUGCGAGAAAUGAUUUUACAUGCAGCCCAACUGUCUCAACAAUUGUGUGUGAGUUUAGAUGGCAUGCAAGCUGCUGUGAAGAGGAUUGCCCAGCCCCACUGUAUGUCGUCCAUGGUUGUGUUCCAAUACAAAGCAGCCCCUGUAUCCCCAAGUGGAUCCAUUUUACAGACUGGUGGAGAAGAAGAUGCCUCAGAUCAAGAUGAAGAACAAGAUGACACAGAGCUCUCCUCUUCCUCAAGAUCAUCGUCUCCAGAACCAGGCUGUGUUUCCUCGUCAGUGAGGGAUUCAAUCAAUCAAAUGAUUGCAAAAUACCUGGCUCAACAAGUACCUUCAGUUAAAAUUGGGGUUGUGAAUUUGCCCAAAGAGGGAUGCUGCAUUAGAUUCAAUCCUGUCCUUUCAUCCAGAAUAUGUGGAACAACCAGUGAAAAUGUUGAAGACUUUGUUAUCUGCCUCAAAGAAGAAGUGGCCAGAUUAGAUACCCUGCUUCUAUCUCAAGAGGAAUUUAGGUUAGCAACAGAAGGCAAGGAACAUGUUGUUGCAGUGGAGAUUCAGGACACUUCAGCUGUUGGUGCCCUUCUAUGUGUUCCUCGUUACUGGACCAACAAGGAUUUAGGAAAACUCAGGGAGGCUAAGAAAGUUGAACUUAAUGACUGGAACAAAGAAGUGUUGGCAAAGGUUUCUGAAGGAAUGGAAGAUGUUUUUAGUAAGGGCCGCACACAAGAUGGUCUCACCUGUAUUACAAUUGAUAAGGUGCCAGCCACAUCAUCUGUUGAUGCAGUGGUAGAUAUUGUUUGUAAAGGAGCUACAGAACUGGAAACCUCGAGCAAGUAUUUGGAGCAGAUGGCUGAUGCAAUUCAGAGAGGUAUUGAAGCUGCCCAGCAAGACUUGGUGAAAGAAUCAGAGGAAAAACUGUUGGAGGAGGGUUUGUUACGGCAAGUCCCUCUUGUAAGUUCCUUCAUGAACUGGUUGUCACCUCUUCCAGAGGAACCCAAAACUAUUGGGAGAACGUUUAAUCUAACAUCUGGUAAUCUACACAAGACUGAAAAAAUUUAUAAAUAUCACAUGCAAGUUCAAGACGAGGAUGAUGAAGAAGCAGUACCAGUGACACCAACAAAGUCCUCACCAGAAGCUACUCCAGUAAAGGAAAGCCCUGCAGCAUCAGACUGAAAGAAACAUUCCACACAACUUAGCUUCACUCAUGUACAAUUGUCACCACAAGACUUUAGGAUCUCAAAAGAAAACCAAGUCACAUUAUUCAUUACAUAAUGCAAUAUUUACAUGUAUCGAGGUAAUUACCGACAGUAAGGAGAGGAUCUGUAUUUGACAACUAGAUCAGUACUUGUAUGAACAUUGAGCCAGUGCUGCAAGGCAUCUGUUUCUUAUCUGGUGACAAUAAUGUGAGUGAAAAAGAAAAGGAGAUAAAUAUUAAGUAACUGUUUGGAAGUAUCAUUUUAAUGGCAUCAAGAUGCAGCAGUCACUAACUUGCAAAGCAGUGCUCUCUCUGUAACAGAAAAAAAACAGAAACUACUCAGAAUCUACCAGCAGUCAGACAUGCUCCCCAUGUGUCUUGAGUUGUACAACAGAGUAUAGAUGUACGAAGUAGAAUUGCAGGAUGAUAAGGGUGGGAUUCUUUCAAACAAAUUAUCAAUCAGAAAUUCAGGUGACUUAUUAUUUAUAUGUAAACCUUUGGCAAGUGACAGCAAAUGGUUUGAGAAGUUGAAACAAGGGCAGGCAUGUACCUGACAGAAAUCAUGUACAUGUUGAAACAUAAUAUGAAACACCCAAGAGUAACAAAUUUUCCAGUUUUAUGCUGGCACAGAACCUGAAUGUCAUAGGUAACUACCUUUUUACUUUGGGUACCUUUUACAUUUUAGCCUUUCAGAAAUUUUUCUAAGGGCUGGGUUACAACAUAUUUUUGAUACCACAGCCUCUGGCACCUAGUAAUUCUUGUGACACCAUGCAGUUGUGCAAGCAGAAAUUUUAGAAUGAUGUUGAGAGAAGGUUGCCUUCCUUAGAGUUACGUUUAAGUAAACUUCAGACUGUUCAAAGCAGGGGUUUUGAGCAGCAGUCCAUCAACACCUCUAAGACCUGCUGUCUGUUUAGCCUGCAAGCAGGUUCUCUACUAAGGGAUUAUCUUGAGGCACAGCUGCCUAUUACACCAUCAGCAGGUGUGUGUAGAAAAAAUUGUUGAAACCCCUCCCAUAGCUUCUCUAUAAGGUUCUCUUUGGUGUUUGAUGUUAACUAAUGUUGGUGCUAAAUAUAACAGGCAUCAUCAGAAGUAGCUAAUGAAAUCCUGCACUAAGAACAAAUCAUCAUUUGACACAAGAAAAUAUGAAGGUUUAUUUGUGUAAUAGGAUUCAACAGCUACAAAAAUAAUAUCUAUUGUGGAGUAGUGACAUUUUACAAGAGUAUUACCAAAUGAGGUAGAUGGUAAAUAUGGGGCUUAUUAUAUUUCUGUUGGCUUUUAAAUAAUUCAUCCAAGAAAAUAAUUUGUGUAGAAAACUUCCACGAAGAUUGUUGUUUCUAAGUGUUUUGGAAUGCCAAGUCUGGGACAGUUUGGGGAUAAUAUAAAAGUGCAGGAUUGCAAAAAGUGCUUAAUUUCACCAUUUCUCAAUUGCUAAACUUGUCCAAUAGCAUUCUUGUUAGGUUUAAAAGUAAAUUCUAGAGUUUUAACGGAUGAAGUUAAAUCAACAAAAUAGUUUUUUUGUAUGGUGCAAUGUUACAGGCUUCUGUACCAGGUAACCCUCUAACUCCCAUGAGUGACCAAGACAGAUCUCUCCAAAACCAAAUUCUCCAAACUAACAUCAUAUGAAUUGUGUGGGAGGCAGUAAGGAGAAUUACUAAUGGGAUCUUGGGAGUGAAAGAGUUAAGCAUUAUUAUUGGCUUCUGUAUCAGUUAACCCUUUCUCCAAAACCAAAUUCUCCAAACUAACAUCAUAAGAAUUGUGUGGGAGGCAGUAAGGAGAGUUAGUGAUGAUAUCUUGGGAGUUAAAGGGUUAAGCAUUUCAUAGAAAGAGACUUUUAUUAUUUUUUUGUCAUUCUUGGUUUUAGAUGUUUGAAAAGAUUUACUGCUAAAUAUUACUGCUGGGUUCUUAAUAAAUCUGCAACACACUCCAUAA